UUUGAUUACAGGUAUAUUGAUAUCAUUAGUUAUUUUUCUUGAUGCUUUUAUGAAUUGAAUAUUGGUUGAUUGGCUUUUUCUUCUUGCUCUUUUUCUUCCCACAAAAUGAAUUCUGUAUCCAACUUUCUCUCCUCUUGGGACUCCAACAGUAACAGCAAUAAUAGCAAUAACAAUAACAAUAACGAUUCAAAUAAUGAUCCCAGCGUCUCUGGUUUAGAUAAACCUAAUUCAAGACCACACUCUUCAACUUUUGAUUUCUCUUCAAUCUAUAAUACAAUCACCAGCAAUAAUCAAACGCUAUAUCCUAAUUCAAAUAACAAAAAUUCUGCAACAGUAGAUGAUACUCAACCCGUUCCCUCAUCUACAAAUGCCCAACAAGUAUCUUUGAAUAAUAAUGAUAACAAUAACAAUAAUGCUAAAAACACUAACAGUGCUGUUACAAAAAAUAUAAGUGCUGCCAAUGAUUCGAACACCAUCACAAAUACAGCCUCAAAAUCAUCUUUUUCUCAACAGCUAACUGAUAAAUUUAUGGAAAAACUAGUUUUAAUGAUAUUACCCCCAUCAUCUGAGAUGUCAGAAUCUAACAUUCAAGAAAGAAUCAAAAACUCUAAGAAUCGGCCUCAAUUAACAAUUCCUUUGAUGUCAAAAAAUGUAAUUUUAAUGAAUCAAAGAUUAUCUGUCCCCUUUAAUUUAAUCGAUCAGGUAAUAAAUUUAAUCAACUGGCAGAAUCCCUAUAAAAACAUUUUUAUUUUAUUAAUAUCAUCUCAUAUAAUUCUUAGCCCUAUCCCAACUUUAUCAUCUUUCCCGUUUUUCUAUAUAAUAUUUGUCAUAAUGAUACCAUCAUAUCUUUUAAAAUACCAAAUUGAUGUAAAGUCAAAUCUAAACUUACUUUAUCAUUAUUCAGUAUCUCAACUAUCUCCUUCAAUUUCAAUUUUAAACUCAAGCUCAACAUUUGAUCCUAUUUCUUUUCCAGAUAUUUCUUAUGACUUUUUGCUCAAUUCAAAACCAAUUAAAAAACCAAUAUUAGAAAAACCAGUCCCCGAAAUUUCAAAAGAAUUUUAUUUAAACUUAACUGACUUACAAAAUCACGUCUUACUAUAUAUUAAUACCUACAAUUUUUUAUCAGAGCUAUUUAAUUCUUUUGCAUUUUGGCAAAAUGAAACUAUUUCCUCUUUUUUUGUACUUGUACUCUUAUCAAUUGGAUUUUUUAACUUAUUUAUUUUACCAAAAUUUGUUCCAUUUUUAAUUCCUAUAUUAAAAUUUUCCACUCUUUUUUUAAUUUGGUCUUUAUCGAUAUUAAUCCAUCCCAAAUAUCGUGCUGUUUUUUCAAUGUUUAUUCUAUCAAACGAUAAUCAUCCUAUUAGUAAUAUAAAUAAUAUGGAAAACUCAAACAGUACCAUUACGAACAGCAACAAAGAUAAUAAUAAUGAUACUUUCAAUGCAAAUAGUAAUACUAACGUUACGGAUAAUCUUAGCAACAACGUCAAUAAAACUAAAAGAGAUAGCAAUACUAUUAAAAAAUUUUACAAUAAAAAACAGAAAAAAUUAAUUGAAAGAAAUUUUAAAAAAUUUAAAAAAAAUUUAUUUAUUUUUUUGAAAAAUGAAUUUCAAAUUAAUUUAAUGGAGAUUUUAAAUAAAAAUCACAAAAAUACUAAUAACGAUCUCAAGCUAGUAGAAAUUUUUGAAUUACAACACUAUGAUCUGUUUGAAAAAGAAUGGAACUCUACAAUUUAUUCAACUGAUUUCUUUACAAAAAAUUCCCCCUCAAGAAAAUUUAAAACUUUAGAAAAAUUAAAUUACUUAAAAAGUCUAAAUUCAAACAAUAUAAAUUCUUUCAAAACUGAUUUAAACCUUGAUGAUAAUAAUCAACCAAUAAAACCAAAUAAUUACUCAAACGAUCUAAGACUGAUAAAGCCUCCAUUAGGCUGGACAUUUUUGGCUGAUAAAAAUCAAUUACUAAACGAUCAAUCUAAUAAUUCAAAUAAUUUAAAAACACUAAAGCACUCAAAAUCAAAAUCGAAAACUUCUAGUUUUUUAUCUUCGAAAUCAAAAAAUUCGAAAUCAGAUUCGACUGAACCUACUGUUCCAAUUAAACAGCCUAUCAAGGCUAUAUCUAAUUCAAUUUAUAACUGGAAGUUAGAUCUUAGCCCUUACAAAUGGUGCAAUGAAAACUACAUUUUGGGUUUAGUUGACAUUGAUGAUGACGAAAAAUGGUGUUAUGACACAAAUGAAACCACUUCUGCAAGAAGUUUUGAAUUUAGAAGAAGAAGAUGGGUAAGAUAUGUAACGAGAGUGUCGGACUAUACUGAUGAAGAUUUGAUUAAGGAAUUUUCAAUCAGAAACUUUGACAAAGAAUUAGAAGAUUUAGAAAUUUCAGAUGAAGAUUCAGAGAAAGAUUCAGAGGAUAGUUAUGAAAAUAGCAGCAGCGAUUUCCAGAGUAAUUACGAUAGUGAUGAAGAAACAAAUGAUGGAGCAAAUAUUGGACAUGAUACUCGAAAAACCAGUAGUUCAGGUUCAAAUAAAGAGCUUGACGAGAAGGAUUUAAAUUUUAAGUUUAAUAAUUUAUUACGAUCUCCUUCAAGUGAUAAUACCAAUUCAAACGAUCAUAAGAUUUUAAAUAACAGCAUGACCAAUUUUGAUCCUAUCAACUACAAAAUGCAUGGACUUGUUUCUAAUAAUUCGAAAGUUGGUCCUGCUUCACUGUCAAGAUUUUUAGCAAAUUCGACUAAUAAUACCUCUAAUAAUUAUGAAAAAAACACCGCUUUUCUUAAAAAUGAGAAAAAAACUGCUACAAGCUUACUAUUAGAUUUGUUUACUGAAAAUAGCGAAGAACCAAAGCUUCCUCCAAAAAAUAAUUUCAACACACAAUUAAAUAAAAAUUUCAAUAAAUGGAAAAAAGGUUUCACGACUGCUUAUAAUGAAGUACAUCCCAUUAAUGAGAACAACAAAAAUAAUAACAAUACAAAUUAACCUAUUUUUUCUUCUCUGAUUUUUUAUUCAUUACUUUUAUCAAUAUCAGUCUUUUUAUCCAAAAAAAUAGAAUUCUUUUAGUUUCGUUAUAAAAGAAUUUCAAGUUAUAAAAACUAGAUUACGUUCAAUUAAUGUCUUUUUUUAUAUAAUUUU
Molecule: messenger RNA, 3123 nt
Organism: Ascoidea rubescens DSM 1968
Lineage: Eukaryota; Fungi; Ascomycota; Saccharomycetes; Ascoideales; Ascoideaceae
Gene: PEX29
Product: Pex29p
Exons: 1
Coding region: 106-2970 (954 amino acids)
Biological process (GO): peroxisome organization
Cellular component (GO): peroxisomal membrane
Source: RefSeq, a predicted model, not a curated record